AUGGAUUCUGGUGAAUACUCUCGCACCUCUCCACGGUCGCGUGAACUCUUAAAGCUCAUACGUGCUCUAGAUAUCAACGUCGCCUUCGAGGGCCUAGGCGGCGACAUGGCCGCAUCUGGGCAGCACGACGGCCUCUUCGAUUCCUUCUGGGAUCGGGGGCUGUCGGCUGCGCAGUUCACCUCCGUUAACCAGCCUACGCCGGCGUCGACAUCGACCCAGACAAUCUCCCCCAAGGAUAUCUUUGCAGACCCGCUGAUGUCUGCGCCCCCAUCUACUGCGUUCACCAACCUCACCUCUCCGGAUGUUGAGUCCCCCUUUCUAGACCUCAGCUAUGAACCCUCGCCUGCUCUGUUCCACGACAAUGAUCUCACCAACUCUGGAUUCUAUACCGGCUCACUCUUCCCGGAGCUUGAGCAGGAGGCGAUUCCUAUUGAACGAUCAACCAGCAAUCACUCUCUUGGACAGAACAGCAGCUCCAGCGACUCGCCUGGUGUUGUCACCCUCGGCUCCCGGCGGAAGUCAUCUGUUGGAGCCGGCUUGAGCCACUCGGCUGUCUCAGGCGUGAAGCCGCGUCGCCGGAAGAACCCUCUUCCACCGAUUCAAGUUGACCCCAACGACAAGGUUGCCGUGAAGCGAGCCCGCAAUACUCUUGCUGCUCGUGAUUCUAGGGAUAGGAAGGUCCAACUCAUUCAAAGUCUGGAGAGCCGCAUUGCAGACCUCGAGACUGAAAAGGCAGACUUGGAGAAGUGGAAGAACCUUGCUCUGGCUCAUGGUCUUUCAGUCUAA
This is a messenger RNA of Coniosporium apollinis CBS 100218, 786 nucleotides long. RefSeq lists its product as uncharacterized. The transcript has a single exon. NCBI's taxonomy places the organism in Eukaryota, Fungi, Ascomycota, Dothideomycetes. Gene Ontology annotation, molecular function: DNA-binding transcription factor activity, RNA polymerase II-specific; RNA polymerase II cis-regulatory region sequence-specific DNA binding. Gene Ontology annotation, biological process: positive regulation of cellular response to amino acid starvation. The coding region runs from base 1 to 786 and encodes 261 amino acids. Gene Ontology annotation, cellular component: transcription regulator complex. The record is from RefSeq and is a predicted model, not a curated record.